This is a messenger RNA of Aspergillus thermomutatus, 1488 nucleotides long. RefSeq lists its product as uncharacterized. NCBI's taxonomy places the organism in Eukaryota, Fungi, Ascomycota, Eurotiomycetes, Eurotiales, Aspergillaceae. The coding region runs from base 1 to 1488 and encodes 495 amino acids. The transcript is spliced from 2 exons. The record is from RefSeq and is a predicted model, not a curated record.
AUGGUCAUGCCAGAACAACCCCGGAGAUCGGCUUCACCCCAGGCUCCUAUCGAGAGCGCCAAACCCCACUUCCAUUCGAUCGGGUCCGUGAACCUCCGCCAUCGAGGCCCGACCCGUGCUGCAACCUUUGCAGAGGGCUCAUCAAGCAUCCAGAAUCAACGUCGCAAUUCAAGCUUUUCUGAUUCAGUAUCCGAAGCCCGAAAUUCGAUUCGCUCCUCAACUGAUGAGUUAUUGUUCCCACGUGUAGUUCAGAAGGGGUACAGUGAUUUGCCAAACGAGGAAUCGAAUUGGCAAUCUGCGCCUCUUGGUCUGGCCCUAUUGCCUGCUAUUGCCGGUGUCUUUUUUAAGAAUGGAAGUGCAGUCGUAACAGAUAUUACUCUGUUGAUUCUGGCAGCGAUCUUCCUCAAUUGGUCAGUGAGACUACCAUGGGAAUGGUAUCGCUCUGCACAGGCGGUGCGACAAGAAGACACAUAUUAUGAUCCUGUCAAUUCAUCGCUAGAACUCGAAACGGAUGACAAUGAAGCAACCUGUGAAGAGCGAAAGAAUGUGACAGACCGAGAGCCUCCAAGGGAGCAACGAGUCUCCAGUGCUGCCAAUGAGGCUAGUAGGGAGCUUCAGAUCCAUGAACUUGUUGCUCUUACAUCAUGCUUCAUCUUACCCAUGAUCGGGACAUGGCUCCUCCAUGCUAUCAGAUCCAAAUUGUCGCGGCCAUCGGAAGGAUUAGUAUCGAAUUACAACCUUACUAUAUUCCUACUGGCGUCAGAGAUUCGGCCGUUCGCUCACCUGCUGAGGAUGGUGCAGGCGCGCACACUCCAUCUUCAGCGCAUUGUCGCUGCAUCUGCCGACGACGAGGAAAAAGUAGACCCGAAAAAGAUCAAGGAUCUCACCAAGCGACUCGAGGAACUCGAAGCACACGUCGCUGAAGCAGCCGCGGCUCGACUUCCGUCCGAAUCAUCAAACCACCCACAAGACCUGGAGCAACUUCAAAAUCUCAUCUCGCAAGCAACCACAGAAGUCCGCAAAGGUUUCCAACCAGAGAUCGAUGCCUUGAAUCGCGCGGUUCGCCGCUACGAGAAACGCACAGCGCUCACUUCAUUCCAGACGGAGUCAAAACUCCAAGCGCUCGAAACCCAAAUGCACGACGCUAUUGCUCUAGCGGCAGCGGCGCAUCGCUCCAGCACGCGUCGGCCGUGGGGCACUCUAUCAGAAUUGUUCAAUAGCAUCUAUGCGAUUAUCCUCCUCCCAGUACAGAUCUUCAUGUCUCUGGCAAGUCUGCCGUUUCAGUUAUCGGCGCGGUGUUUACAAUACUGCAAAGAUAUACUGCUCUCAAAACCGCCACGAAGAUCGAGCAAGGGUAAGGUGCCGCGAGAUGUCAGAACCUCCUCUUCAAGUUCAAGGCAGUUCAGAAGGACUCCCCAAAAGGACUUGGGCGGUGGUCAAGCGCUCAAACCAAUUCGAGAGUAUCAAUGGCAAGAGGACGUGCUGUGA